UUGACCAGAAAGAGUUUGAUACUACUGGACUUGGUAUUGAUGAUUUAAUUGAUGCAUAUGUGCAAACUGUAUUAAGCAUUAUUGCUAUUGAUAAAAUGUGCCAGAAACUUUUUGUUAAUAAUGAGUUCAAUUUUGAAUUAUUUCGCACAUUGAACCCCGAUGAUGUCUUAUUAAAUGAGUUGUUAUUGUAG
Racocetra fulgida is the source of this 191-nucleotide messenger RNA. The record is from the annotation of a GenBank genome assembly. Lineage: Eukaryota; Fungi; Glomeromycota; Glomeromycetes; Diversisporales; Gigasporaceae.